This is a messenger RNA of Soboliphyme baturini, 1062 nucleotides long. The record is from the annotation of a GenBank genome assembly. Lineage: Eukaryota; Metazoa; Nematoda; Enoplea; Dioctophymatida; Soboliphymatidae.
AUGUCGCAGACCCGACAGAGAGAAUCCGAGACGGACAGCGCCGACUACUGGGUCGGUGAUAAUCAGCACCGAUUGACCACCAAACGGCUGAAGGACCAGGAGGCAUGGCCGCAGAUGGCUGACGAUCAACGAAAGAGAGGUAGGAACGAGGACGGCGACAAGCAUCGACGAAUCAAAACGAUCAGAUGUAGUGUACAAGAAGCAGCGAAAGCUGAGGUGGAGUCGGUCGAAGACGAGGAACGUGACGUAAUCACUCGCCACAACAACGACUACGAAGAAGACAAGCGCGUCGUGGUCGUGUUGUCUGUUGCCUCGACAUUUUCACGGCUGGAUUCGUCCAGCCCGCUGACCGACCGACCGACCGCCGACAACAACGACCAACGGCAACUGACGAUGACGAUGACGACAACCACGACCACAACUUCGCCGCACCACCUCAUGAGUUGCAAUGAAACGACGCAGUUACUGCAAGAUCCGUGGUUCUGGGGCGGCGAGGUAGUGAAGCUGAUUUUGGCGCCGUCGUCUCUGGCAUUCAACCUCCUAUUUUUGUAUUUGUUGUCGCGCUCGCGUUGCCUACAUGUCAACGUGCGCAAUCUUCUUGGCAACAUCUCGGCAUGUCUUGUGGUCAGCGGCCUCUACCUCACCGCAAAGGGUAUCGUGACGAUUGUGUCCGUAUUUCGCAGAAGACCUUGUUGGAUCAGCGCCUCGCAUUAUCCGCCACUAUGCUCAUUUCAGACUGGCGUCUUGAUGACAACCGUCUUCUCACUGAUCGCCUCAUUCUUCGCGCUGCAAGUCGAACGCUUCUACGCCGCCAUGCAGAUGAACAGCUACGACGACAGGCGCAGAGCAACCUGUUCAAUCGCCAUCCUGUUCCUCAUCUGGACAGGAACCAUUCUUUGCACGUCGGCCGUCGUCGCCACCAUUCCUACCGUAUUACCCUUGGCCAUCUGUAACGAGUGGCUAGCGAUGCACUCGGUGGCCUUUGCUGCCGCCGAGGCCAUCAUUCCCACCAUGCAGGUGUUCGGUAUUUCCCUUUUCGUCGGUAAGUUCAUUUGUCAUUAA